Molecule: messenger RNA, 4659 nt
Organism: Varanus komodoensis (Komodo dragon)
Lineage: Eukaryota; Metazoa; Chordata; Lepidosauria; Squamata; Varanidae
Gene: CSNK1A1
Product: casein kinase 1 alpha 1
Exons: 11
Coding region: 292-1389 (365 amino acids)
Biological process (GO): negative regulation of canonical Wnt signaling pathway; peptidyl-serine phosphorylation; signal transduction
Cellular component (GO): nucleus; cytoplasm
Molecular function (GO): protein serine/threonine kinase activity; ATP binding
Source: RefSeq, a predicted model, not a curated record
CGAGUGAAGCGCCAGUUGGCGGUGGCCGGAGCCGCUCGGACUUUUCCCUCUCUUCCCAGCCCUGAAGGCUCCCUUACCUGAGAGGACAGGAACCGCCUGGACGCGUGUGGGACAUCCAGCUUCUAAAGAGGCCUGGUGGGAGCGGAGCCGCAGGGACCGGCGUUGUCUCCCCUUCCCCCUUUCCCCCUCGUCGCCCAAUUCCUGGCAGCGGCGGAGCAGGAGCUCCUUGAGGAAGAAGUCGGUGGGCCCUCAACGUGUGAAUAGCCCCCCUCCCCCACCCCCUCUGUCAUCAUGGCGAGCAGCAGUGGCUCCAAGGCCGAGUUCAUCGUCGGGGCCAAGUACAAGCUGGUGCGGAAGAUCGGCUCGGGCUCCUUCGGGGACAUAUACUUGGCCAUCAAUAUCACCAAUGGGGAGGAAGUGGCUGUGAAGUUAGAAUCGCAGAAGGCCAGGCAUCCCCAGCUAUUAUAUGAAAGCAAACUAUACAAGAUUCUGCAAGGGGGAGUUGGGAUCCCUCACAUACGGUGGUAUGGCCAAGAGAAAGAUUAUAAUGUCCUAGUCAUGGAUCUUCUUGGACCCAGCCUUGAAGAUCUCUUCAACUUCUGUUCUCGCAGGUUCACAAUGAAAACAGUACUUAUGUUAGCAGACCAGAUGAUCAGUAGAAUUGAAUAUGUGCAUACAAAGAAUUUUAUACACAGAGACAUUAAACCAGAUAACUUCCUAAUGGGUAUCGGGCGUCACUGUAAUAAGUGUUUAGAAUCUCCAGUGGGGAAGAGGAAAAGAAGCAUGACUGUUAGUACUUCUCAGGACCCAUCUUUCUCAGGAUUAAACCAGUUAUUCCUUAUUGACUUUGGGUUGGCCAAAAAGUACCGGGACAACAGGACAAGGCAGCACAUACCAUAUAGAGAAGACAAAAAUCUCACUGGUACAGCCAGAUACGCCAGCAUCAAUGCACAUCUUGGCAUUGAACAGAGUCGUCGUGAUGAUAUGGAAUCACUAGGAUAUGUAUUGAUGUACUUUAACAGAACCAGUCUUCCAUGGCAAGGAUUAAAGGCUGCAACAAAGAAGCAGAAGUAUGAAAAGAUUAGUGAAAAGAAGAUGUCUACUCCUGUUGAAAUUUUGUGUAAGGGAUUUCCUGCGGAAUUUGCAAUGUAUCUGAACUACUGCCGUGGCCUGCGCUUUGAAGAGGCUCCAGAUUACAUGUAUCUGAGACAGUUAUUCCGCAUCCUUUUCAGGACUCUGAAUCACCAAUAUGACUACACAUUUGACUGGACAAUGUUAAAGCAGAAAGCAGCACAGCAGGCAGCCUCUUCCAGUGGGCAGGGGCAGCAAGCCCAAACCCCCACAGGCAAGCAAACUGACAAAUCCAAGAAUAACAUGAAAGGUUUUUGAACAUGAAGAAGAGGACAGAUGAAGCAGAGCAGAAUGGAGCAGGAUGUAUCACUCCCCAAUCCUAGGAAUUUUAGUUCAUAAACACACUUGCCAGUGGUUGUGGGCAACCAUCUACUUGAUGUAAAGAACUUAAUUUCGGUAUAAACUGGCUCUGGGCAGCGCCUUUGAUGCUGCACUUUUGAGUUGUAGCAGCUGUAAUUGUGAAUAUUACUGAGAUAGUUGAACAUGGUGUCCAGUUUUCUAUUGCAUUUUUUCAAGUGGAAAAGUUAACUGAAUGGUUGACACACAAGUGGUGGAGAGAAUUGUGCAUAUGCCAAUUUUUGUAACCUUUUUACUUUGAACUACACUGCUUAUGAGAUCUCAUUGUUUUGGAAGAAUGGCAUGAACAAGUCUUCAGGAACAGUUGUGAUAAAUGUAAAUGCUCACAAUUGUGCACUCUUUCUGGGUAUUCCUCCCUACUUUUGAAAGUUGUACACUUAAAACAUUCUUAAAAUUGCUGGUGUCUGAGUGACAUACAAGCCAGCUGACAUGGUAGUAACCAAAGAUUCCAGUUUUUAAGCAUAUGAAAGACUCUGCCUGCUUACCUGUGCUAGAAGUAACAGCAUCUAAAGUGAAGACUUAAGAGAAACUUAGCGACUACUAGAUUAUCUUUAGGACUCUGCAUUAACUCUAUAAUGUUCUUGGUAUAAAAGGAGAAACAGCAUAUUUGUCACAAAUUUAGUUAACAUCUUACAACUGAAACUGUAUGUAAGUUGCUUAGAUAAAUGUAAUCACUGUAAACAUCUAUAUGAUCUGGGAUUUUGUUUUUAUUUUGAAAUGGGAGCUUUUCUGUUUACAAGUUCAUUAAAACUAAACUGUUUCUGUAAGAAUAUAAGUUUUUUUUAAUUUGCCUUGAUAAUUUGCAAUCUAAAUUAGACACCACCCUUUUUUAAAAUAGGCAACUACAAGGCCAUUUGUUAAAGCAAAAGUCCUAUUUCUUAAUCAUUUUAGAUCUAGUGUUGUAACUCUUCCUCACUUUUGUUUUUAAAUAAAUUUUGUAUUUUUUUUCUUGAUGGGGAGGGGCACUCUUGCAUUUUUAUAAUCUGUUGCAUUGAUACCCAGCCCGCUGUAACAAGAGACUGAACAAAAAUAAAGGCAUUUUCAGACCCAUCACAGCAGCUCACAAGUCUUGCUGUUAUCUUGCAUUGGCUGGACUGACUUGCAAAACUAGCCUUGCAGGUUUAAAAUGGGAGCAUGCAAAGGGUUUUAAAAAGAAACUUUUCUUUCACGUUCUUGUGAAGUGGAUAUGACCAGAUCUACUCUUGUUCUGAGGAGCCUCUUGGUGUGCAGUGUUCACAUUGGUUAUUGGUUACUGCCUUAGGCUAUCCUUCUCACUUUAAUCCAGCUGAAAGAUCUUCUGCUGCUGGUGAUUCGUCUAACAGUGUAACUUAUUCCUUUAUAGCAUGUCAGAAUAAAUUUAAAAAGUUGUCUGAAAAUGCUGCCAGAUGCCUAUUGUGUACAUGGUUUUUAUGACUUUUAGAACUAUAUAAUGGGUACGGGUUGCAAUGCAUAUUUUACUGUGGGACAGUAAAUAAUAGAUUUUAGCCAUGCAAAUACAUUCCCAGAGGACAUUUUCAAGAUACAGAGUCUGCCAUCAUUCACGGUUUGGGGAGUAUUAUGUGCAAAUUAGCUCAGGUGUGUUUCAUUCUUUUAAAAGGAACCUUUGAUGCUUCCAGCACUUACUCAGAUUUUGUAUCUGUAAUAAAUGUAAUCUUCACUUUCUUUCGUAACCUGAAACUGAGCAGAAGCUUUCUGAAUUUUGAAGGAUGGGCAGUUCAGAGACCAGGCAUAGCUUAUUGUACAUUCAACUGUGAAAGAAAGUUAAGCCAUACUAGUGAAAGAUGAGCAACAGGUAGAACAGCUGAUAGGGCAUUGGGAGGUGAAAAAGCACGUUGUCCUCUAACCCUCUCGGUUAUUUCCAGCUAUGUGGAGGCAACCCUUAACAUUUUUUUACAGUACCUGAAUCCCUGCUUUAGGCCAAAUCUACUUGCUUUGUUGUGUUUAAUGAGGGCUGUCAGGCUGGCCAUACAACUAGAGAAGUUAAUACUGGCAAAAUGGUUUUUGCUUAUGCAUCUUUCAUUAGGUCAUUCUUGAUUUUACAAAAAUGUUUCCAAAUUACUCGUAAGUUGGCAUUCAAGUUGAAUGUUUAACUAAGGCUAUAACCUAAUUGAAGGGCUUUUACUCUAAUAGUAUAACCUCUACUAACUUAAGUUGGCACAAGGUGUCUAUUGUUAAUUUUUUGAAGAAUACUUUUAAGAUGCCUCCUCUAAAAUUAUGCCUGUGAAGACAUGUGUUUGUGCAGGUAAUCUUUUAACCAUUCUCUUUAUGUAGAAGGGGUGAAUGCUAUCAACAGUUUUUAUAAGAAAAAACUAACUUGAACUGGCCAAAUAAUUGUAGGUAUCUGUUUAGGAGAUCUGAGGAUUUUUAGUCCAUUAACAAGCUGACCUCACUGGCUGAAAGUCAUAGCCUUAUUAACCAUGUUUCUUUCAUCAAGUAUCCUGAAAAGGAAGUGUGCUGAUAAAACUGCCAUUUUAGAGAGCUACUGCUGGUCAUGUAGUUGCUAUCAAGUAGUUAUUUGUCUGAAACAAAUAUCAGCAAAUAACAGAAUGAUGAAUUAAUCCACUAUCAAAUUUAAUUGUACCCACGCUACCACAUUUUGCUAGGAAUCAACUGGUAAUUAUAAAAAUGAUAGAUUUGUCUGACUAUCUUGGAAAUAUGUGGCACCAAGCUUACAGUUUCCUUAAGCAUCUUUUUAAAAAUUCAACAAAUAUAGCAGAAAUACCUAUUUCCAUUAAAAACAUAGCCACAGCCACAUUAUUCCUUAACCGUUCAUAUCAAGACCAUGUUGUUACCAUUCUUUCAUUUACAGAGGAUUAGCAAUAUGUUAGUCUGCUGAGUCAUUGAUUCUUGUGGCACCUUAAAGACCAUGUUCGGAUGAAAUAAAGUGUGUCUUUGCUGCCAGAAAGCUAUCAGUGGAAUGGGGAAGUUAUACCCCUAUGUACUUCCAAAACCUGUUCUGUAGUGUUGGGGAAGCAGCCAGAGCAGAUGUGGGGCUGCUGGGGGGAAGAAAGGAAGGGAAUGUUCCUUUCUGCAAGCAGAUCCAUUUGUGCAAAGUUGGAUGUAAACCUUUUGUGGAGUAGAACCCAGUUCACCUGUUGCGUUCCAUGCACCUGAAGUGGGCUGUAGUCCAUGAAGGCUUUUUCCAUAAUAAAAUGUAUUAUUUUUAAGGUG